UUGGUAUAUAAGGUCGGUCUUUGAGAUACAUGAUCAUUCAACGCUUGAUUUCUCGUGUUUGCACCAUUACUAGUCCCAUAAAAGCACAUCAACAUGAAUAAAAUUGUAAGAUUCAGGCAUUCGCUUGCAUAUUGUGCGAUAAAUGUUCUUUUGUUAAGUUUUAUCUCGUUUGGCAAUAUGGUGUUGGGUAGUCAUUUUGCCGAGGACCAUGGUGGUUCAUCGUACGAGGAAAAAACGAAAGCUGUAGAAAUUCCAAUCAUUAAAAAAUAUGCUAUACCUAUUCCGCAUCCUGUGCCUGUCGAAGUGCCUAAGGAAAUUAAAAUACCAGUGCCUCAACCUUAUAAAGUACCAAUUGAAAUCCCUCAUCCAUACCCAGUCGAAGUUAUUAAACAUGUUGAGAUACCCAUUGAAAAACCAGAGCCUGUUAUUGUCGAAAAACAAGUUCCUUAUAUCGUGGAGAAGCCAUAUCCCGUUUAUGUAGAAAAGAAAUUCCCCGUACCAGUGGCAAAACCAUAUCCUGUUCAUGUCCCAGUCUAUAAGCAUGUGGUCCAUUAUACAUCCAAGGGUAAACAUUAGACUUCGCGAAUAUUAUUUUAUACUCAAGCUGUAGCGUCAAGGAAUUCAAUUAGGAACAAUUCCUUUCGAUUUCAAUCGACCUGAUGAUUGUAUUAAUGCGCAUUUUUUUGUGGUAUUACAAAAACUUUUUUUAAAUUCGCUUUAAUAAAUAAAUCUUGUAAAUAAAUCUUCUCUUGAGAUUUAUGUUGCUGAAUAGAGAGAUAUAGUGAGAUGGAAAUGGAAAGCGUAUAUGUUAUGAAAUCUACCAGAUUUUUUAAUCUGAUAAGCCGUCCUAUAGAUAAUUUUGUUAUGCGUUUUUUUAUUGUUAAGUUUUUAUUGAUGUAAAAUAUAUUAAUUUUAUAGCAAUUGUUAAUAAACUUUGUUAAUUUCAA
This is a messenger RNA of Pogonomyrmex barbatus (red harvester ant), 947 nucleotides long. RefSeq lists its product as uncharacterized. Lineage: Eukaryota; Metazoa; Arthropoda; Insecta; Hymenoptera; Formicidae. The record is from RefSeq and is a predicted model, not a curated record.